Dermacentor andersoni is the source of this 1529-nucleotide messenger RNA. RefSeq lists its product as uncharacterized. The record is from RefSeq and is a predicted model, not a curated record. NCBI's taxonomy places the organism in Eukaryota, Metazoa, Arthropoda, Arachnida, Ixodida, Ixodidae. Gene Ontology annotation, biological process: proteolysis. Gene Ontology annotation, molecular function: metalloendopeptidase activity.
UGCUCGAGAUUUAUCGGCCAAGGAAGAAACCUGAAAUCGCGGCUGUAUGUGGAAUCACUGAAGAUACAAAAAACACGUCACACGCUCAAUAAAAAUGACGGAGCCCCCUCCCCCGUCAUACACGCGCUACUUACGUCACAUUCUAAGUAUACAUAAGCAUCCGUGAACUUUCCUUCAUCCCAUUGUGAGCACGGCUUCCGUAGGGAACCCGAAACAUCUGUUAGAUUUAUUCCUUUUUUAGUACUUCUUUCGGUCGCUGUUCGUCGUUUUAUUGCUUCAUAUAGUUUACUUGCUCCUUUUUCCAUGCAUUAUGUCCUUUUUGCUAUGUUGAAUUGAAGUAUCGCCAUGAUUGCUUGUAGUGUAUGUUUGUAGGAGCGUAAUUGUAUGCUCCCACCCUGAUAAGAUCUUGUAAAUGAUCGCAGUAUCUCUAAAUAAAUAAAUAGAUAAAUAAAUAAAUAAAUAAAUAAAUAAGUAAAUAAAUAAAUAAAAAUUUUGUUUUGUACAAUUUUUCCUGUAGCUUGUACAUAAGGUGCCACUUAGCGGUCGCUGUGUGGCAAAUCUAUCUAUAGAUGUUACGUGCCACUCGUCGAGAACAGAAGGGCAAAAGCAACUUUCCAUAUUUCACAACCACGGUCACCAUAUCGCCAUCGCAAUUUCUAGAUCGCGCGCACGCGGGCACGCAGCACUCCAUUCACGCGCUGUCUAGAACGUUCGCGUUGAAGAUCGUCCUUUCACAGUCGACACUACGAUAUUAACAACAGAGCCUAAAGUAGCAGCGAACGCAGGGGUGGUUUAUGACACCACCGAGAGAGCACGGUAGAGGUGCGCCGUCGCCACCGCCGGAGGACCCCCACGUGCGGCGACCUGACCACGCAGCGUUCGUGGGCGCCUUGGGUCUGAUCGCGGCUGCCGUGUGCGUCGCCGUGCCCAUCGGGUUGCGCCUGAGCCUGAUACGUUGCAAGGGCAGCGAGUGCCUGUCGCUAGAGCGGGACAUGAAGCGCGCCAUGGAUCCCGGUGCGGACCCGUGCAGCAACUUCUACCAGCACGUCUGUGGCCGAUGGGUCAGUGGAAAGACGGACUUCGCAUAUGUCACCUACAAGUACAGGAACUUCCGGGACAAGGAUCUGAUGCGCGAACUGGUGACGGGCGUCUCGCUGACUCUGAAUCGCCAUCAGACCACCCGUGAUAAGCUUGCCCUACUGUACCUCAGCUGCCACGCAGAAGUUAACAACGAGGAGUCCAUUGGCGAUUUCCUACGUGUCCUUGGACUGACCUGGCCGAAGCGCUCCCACUCAAGUGCCUUCGAGGUAUGACGAACGUUUAGUCAGCGCUGCGCAUGUCUGCCUCUUUGUCACUUACUCGCGCGAUCAUCCGGGAAAUAUAGGGAAGACUUCUGGUGCCGGAAUUGCGACCAUGGCAUAUGAAGGCUUUCGUGGACUCAUCAAACUGUACAUCCUUGCCGGCGAGGUACAUUGAAAUGGUGUUUGUGACACUCGAGAGCUCGACUCACUAUGAUAAAUUGAUAACAA